AUGCGCGCCGAGAUGGGCGCCGACGAGGUCGCCGCGGACGGCUUCGUGGUGCCCCUGGCGGUCCGCAUGCUGCGCGACCUGGCCGGGCGGGUUGCGUCGGCGGUGAGCGGGAGCGUGCCGCUCGUGGAGGACGAGGGGCGCAGCGCGAUGGUGCUCAAGGAGCCGGUCGGGGUUGUCCUGGGCAUCGUCCCUUGGAACGCGCCGUACGUCUUCGGCGUGCGCUCCGCCGCGUGCGCGCUGGCCGCCGGCUGCACCACCGUGCUCAAGGCCUCUGAGCUCGCGCCGCGCAGCUACUGGGCGGUCGCGCGGGCCUUUGCCGAGGCGGGCCUGCCUCCCGGCUGCCUGAACGUGGUGUCGUGCGCGGCGGGGGACGCCGCCGAGGUGGUCGGGGCGAUGAUUGCGCACCCGGCGGUGCGCAAGGUCAACUUCACGGGCAGCACGGCGGUCGGACGCAAGGUCGCGGCCGCGUGCGGCGAGAACCUCAAGCCGUGCUUGAUGGAGCUGGGUGGCAAGAACUGCGCGGUGGUGUGCGAGGAUGCGGACCUGAAGCUGGCGGCGGAGAGCGUGGUGGCGGGAGCUUUUCUCAACAUUUGCAUGUCGACGGAUAGGAUAAUCGUGCACGCCGCCGUCGCGGAGCCCUUCUUCGAGGCUCUCCGGACGGCCGCCGACAAACAGGCCGCCUCGGAACGCCCGACGCUCGUCUCCGCCGCGUCCCGGGCGCGCGUACAGGCGCUCCUCUCCAGUGCCGUCUCGGCGGGCGCCCGCGUGCUGGUCGGCUCCUCCCGGGCCGCCGACACCGGGGACGAGCCCGGGGUGCGCGUGACGCCGACCAUCCUCACCGGGGCGGACGAGACAAUGGCGAUGUGGAACGAGGAGGCGUUCGCGCCGCUGGCCGCGUGCACCGUGGUCGACGACGACGACCGGGCUGUGGCGCUGGCGAACCGCGGCGGGUACGGCCUGUCAGCUGCCGUCUUCACGGAGGACCUGCGGAGGGGGCUGGCGUUGGCGCGCAGGAUCGAGUCCGGCGCGGUGCACAUCAACAGCAUGACGGUGCACGACGAGCCGGCGCUGCCGCACGGAGGCGUCAAGGACAGCGGCUGGGGCCGGUUCAACGCCGACAUGGGGCUGGACGAGUUCCUGGUCACCAAGACGGUGACGUGGAAGGACUAA
This is a messenger RNA of Cordyceps fumosorosea ARSEF 2679, 1170 nucleotides long. Its product is annotated as aldehyde dehydrogenase family protein. The coding region runs from base 1 to 1170 and encodes 389 amino acids. NCBI's taxonomy places the organism in Eukaryota, Fungi, Ascomycota, Sordariomycetes, Hypocreales, Cordycipitaceae. The transcript has 4 exons. The record is from RefSeq and is a predicted model, not a curated record. Gene Ontology annotation, molecular function: succinate-semialdehyde dehydrogenase (NAD+) activity.